AUUCAACUCACCGCAGAAUCAACCCUGGUCCAUCUUCUUUGCCUUCAAAAACUUGAAAGCACAUCCUGCCUAACAUGAAGCUACCGUCGCUCAUCAAGAUCGCAACCCUUGCAGGCCUCGCCUGCAACUCCCUCUCCGUUAGCGCGCUGAAGGUUGGAGAAAUUGUGGUGUUUAAGGGUUAUCAGUGCGACUCCAAUGGUCUAGUCCUUCAGCUUGAUCAGAGUGCUAAUAACCACGUAUCCACCAUCUCUCAAUCGGGCGGAGCUGUCUUGAGAUGGCUGAAUCCCGGCUGUAAAGUAUAUUUGUGCUUUGCCGGUUAUGGGUGCGGGGAUGGUGCAUCUGUGGUACAGGAGUUGAAGCCUAAUACAUGUUUGUUGUCGAAGGCGGGGGAUGCCUGGAGAGUGUGGGAUAAGUUGCUUUUUAUUUGCGACUAGGCUGGGGGAGUAAUGCAAUUCAUUCCAUGUA
This is a messenger RNA of Aspergillus caelatus, 465 nucleotides long. RefSeq lists its product as uncharacterized. Bases 75 to 434 code for a protein of 119 amino acids. The transcript is spliced from 2 exons. The record is from RefSeq and is a predicted model, not a curated record. NCBI's taxonomy places the organism in Eukaryota, Fungi, Ascomycota, Eurotiomycetes, Eurotiales, Aspergillaceae.